AAUGCACACACACACUCUGAUGCCCAUGCACAGGGAGACAACAGGAGGCGGACAGAGACUUCAGUUGCAGAAUGUCCACUUGCUGCAGUCAGACAUGUAGGAGGAGUAGCUGCUCUGCUCGCCGUUCCAGCUCUGUUUCAGUCCUGUAAGCACCUCCCAUCCCCCCCAGUGUUCGCUCCCUGGUCUGCGGUUGCUAAGGGGCUGGCUGGAAUGACCCGGACAGAAGAGCUCUGAUCUUCAGUUCAGAUGCAUGCCCAUAUAGGAGGGCACCGCUGUGCAGACCAAGGGUCUUCAACAGGCACAGCUUGAGAGGAGGACUUCCACAGAGACACACAGACACACACACUCCAACCUCGAGUGUGUUUGUGGGAGUUUCCUGCUGAAGGAGAGACCUUCUUUCCAGAAGUCAGCACUCAGAGAUCGUGAAUGAUUGCGACACAGAGAGCAGCCUUUGCAGCGCGACCCCGUCCCAUGUUGCUCCCUCCUCUCAGGGAAUGGCCAAGGUCCAGGAUGGACACACGAACACAUGUGAAAGCACUGACAUGUUAGAGGAGAGCCACGAUGGUAUGGACAGUGGCACCCUGAGUCCUCCUUCAGCUCGACAGGUUACCAUCAAGCGCCACCCUACUCAAGGCUUCGGCUUCAUAGCAGGCAGCCAGAGGCCUGUCAUCGUUCGCUCCGUCUCUGCCGACGGACCUUCCUUUGGAAAACUUCUCCCUGGAGACCAGAUCUUGGCCAUAAACGAAGAGACGGUGAGCGACGCGCCACGAGAGAGAGUCAUAGACCUUGUAAGACGCUGCAAAGACACCAUAGUUCUCACUGUGCUGCAGCCCCAGCAGUCACCUAAGUCUGCCUUCAUAAGUGCUGCCAAAAAGGCCCGCCUGCGAACCAACCCCCCUAAAGUGCGCUUUUCAGAGCAAGUGUCGAUCAGCGACCCGGACUCAACAAUGCUUAAGGACGACUCCUUGCUGCUCAUACCAAAUGUGCUGAAGGUGUUCUUGGAGAAUGGACAGAUUAAAUCUUUUACGUUUGACAGCCGCACUACUGUUAGGGAUGUGAUCUCCUCCCUGCAGGACCGCCUCUCAUUGCGCUACAUUGAGCACUUUGCCUUGGUGCUGGAGGCAGGUGGGCUGGACCAGAAUCAGAGGUUGCAUCUGCUGCAGGAGAAUCAGCCACUGACACAUGUGGUGCACAGAACCUAUUUCCAGGGGAUGAAGUGUCUGUUCCGUGUGUGCUUCUUCCCCAAGGACCCUGCAGACCUGUUAAGAAGAGACCCUGCUGCAUUUGAGUACCUCUAUAUACAGAGUCGCAAUGACGUUAUCAAGGAGCGCUUCAGCAUGGACUGGAAAUCUGACGUUACGUUACGACUGGCUGCGCUCCACAUCUACAUCACUGUGUCCUCUGCAAGGCCUAAUCAGAAGAUUUCUCUCAAACAUGUUGAGAAAGAAUGGGGACUAGAGCCCUUUCUUCCGCUUACUCUCCUUCCCACAGUGAAGGAGAAAAAUGUGUGUAAAUCCUUGUCUCAGCUGCUGAAGACAUACCAACAUCCACCACCAUCAGGGAACAAGGUUCCUCCACUCCAGGGAAAGCUGCAGUACAUGCGAAUACUCAACGAUCUUCCACCUUUUGGUGGAAUACUCUUUCACACAGUGGGAUUGGACGAAAAGCAGUCUGCCACAACACUACUAGUGGGGCCUCGACAUGGAAUCAGUCAUGUUAUUGAUCUCAAAAACAAUCUCACAACCGUUCUGGCUGAGUUCAGUAGGAUUUCCAAGAUCCAGCUUUUUAGAGAGAGUCAAGGAGUAGCUCGUGUUGAAGUAUCAAUUCAUGAGGCCAAGCCUCUGGUUUUACUCAUGGAAUGGCCUGAUGCCAGUAACUUUGCGUGCCUCAUUUCUGGCUACUAUAAGCUAUUUGUAGACCCCAAACGAAGCAUCUUCAUCCGUAACUUUGGUCAGUCUCAGCUAACCAAGCCAGAUUACAGAAGUUCCCACCAUCCCCAUCCACGAGCUGGGGCAGCUGGAUUGCAAAGUGGAGGGCGGCGAGGGGAGGAGAGGGAAAGUUCCCACAGAGAGUCAGGAAGUUCAAGACCCGUGGUUCCUGCAGAACCUCAACAUCUAGGCUUGUGUCACAUUCACCUUAGAGAGCAGCAACAAUUCCAGGAGCUCCAAGUGCACCCAGAGACCGAGCUCGACAUUAACGAGAACUUUAUUUCUCAUGAGCCACCUGGUCGACCUCGUACCAAAUCAGAUCCCACACAGGAGACCACAGAGGAAAUAGUUGGGGUUUUAGAGAGCCCAGCUGUAGAGAAGACAGGAUUUCGAGUGAGGGCCCAAACAAUGGGUCAGUCAAAGAAAACUUCACGGUACUUCUGUGAUUCCUGCAAAGCCAGGCUAAAGGCUGAGGGUCAUUCUACUGCAGCAAACAGCAGUGGGAGCUCGGGGAGACAUUGCUCCAGUGCUUGUGCCUCUCGAGAUGUCGGGGCAGUAGACCUCAUGGCUCUCCCACCUCCUGGCAAUGAAGAAGAGGAGGAGGCAGAUAUUGGAGGUGAAAAGUUGCAACCACCGCCGCCUGCCAUUGCUGCCCCACCACCUGGUUUCAGGGAUAACAGUUCUGACGAGGACGAUCCGAAAAGAGCAAAGAAGGCCCGAACUAGCACUAAUAUUGAAAUUGCUAAAGGAAAGCAAGCACAAGCUAAAGAAGAUGUGCCUGUGACACUGAUUGAUAAUGUGGCCACAAGAACAGUUCGAGACCAUGCCCAGGAGCUUGAUGAUGCUCUGGUGUCCACCUUACAGGCGCUUGAGGCUUUGGCAGCCUCAGAAGACUACCCGCAUCAUCCUCAACAACCAACACAGACUGCAGGGUUGAUUGUCUUAGCUGCCAUUACACCUGAGUCAUCGCUGGAUUCAGGUCAUGAGACCAACUCCUCUGAAUUGACAGAUGUUUCUGAGAUGAUGUCGGCAAUGAAGCAAAACCAGAACCAGGCAUAUCUCCUAGCUCACCAUAUCAACAAGGAGCGCAUUCUCUGCCGUCGUGACUUCCCCAUGGCAAUCCCUGGCUGCACUGCAAAGACCAUAGGGACUGGGGCUUUUACUGUGGGUCAGAUUCGUGCUGGUUGCCCACCCAAGCAAGUAAUCCUGAGUAAGACUGUUCCCUUUAAAGUAAGCCCUGGCCAAGAUUCAGCAAUACUUAGGGUUAUGACAGAACAAGGUGGCACUCAAGACACUUCUCAGACUGAACAGAAAGUAGAAUUAAAAGCAAUAUCAGAAUCUGUCAAAGCAAACACAAUUGAGCCUGAUUCUAAGAAAUCAGAAGAACCUAAAACAGUGAAUCCACCACUGACAACUCAAGUUAAUGCUGAUCAGACCAUAUCAAACUCUUCAGAAAUAACCCAAUCUCAAAAUCUGUCUGAUGGUGUGAAGAUUAAGACAGCAGCGCCUCUUGCUAUAGACCCAAUACACAAAGCCUUACCUAAAAUUUUGCCUGUGGACACAAAUGUUUCUGUCAAGAUCUCCUCCACUAAUAUGUGCCAAGAAGCUAAGACUGCCUCCAGUGAGACCAUGAAGCCUUCAAGCUCUGCAGAUCUUCUGCCGGUGGAUGACCUUUUCUGCACAUGCCCCGUGCAACAGGAACCCACACCUCAACUAAGACUAAAAGACCCACAGGUCCAAAAGAUGAUAGUGUUUCAGUCUUCCUCCCCCACAGAUGAUGAGCGUCUCCGAGCCAAAGGCCUCCAACUGGCAAAUAAUAAAGAAAAUGCAACAAGAGUAGGAGCUGAUCCUACUUUGGCAAAGGCAAGCAAUCAAAUACAAAGUAAGUUAUCCCCUCAUUUGCCUGUAAAGGUGGAAAGGAAGGAAACAUCUGAAAACAAGACUGAGGGUGCCCUGGUAAAGUCCCACUCAGAAUCACAGAAUCAGAAAUCCACUGUAAAAUCCUUACCUAUUUUAGAUGAUCUCACAACACCAAGUCCCAAUGUGGAAAAAGUCUCCACUCUUCCAGCUAGAGACUCAAAGAAGCAGGGCAGUGACAAGAAGUCACAGCGCAAUGCUCCUUUUUUGAGCUUUAGGAACCUUCUUUCAGCAACUUUUCCUGCAAGAAUGAGAAAAGAGACAGAUGAACGAAGAGCACAGUUACAAAAAGUUCGGCAGUAUGAGCUAGAGUUUUUAGAGGAAUUGUUGAAGCCCAAGUCAUCACAAGGGGAAUUUAUACCACAAAGAUCCUCUCCUGUGCCAUCAGGCACUCCUUGCGCCUGCCAACUUCGUACCAGUCCUGUUCUUAAAGCUCCAGGGAUAUCCAGGGAGCAGCGACGCAGUUGUGACUGUAAACGAAUGUGCAGGGGUAUGCGACUACCUGACACACCAGUUGGCACCACCACAGAGACAAAAAAUCGAGGCAGAGAGAGAAAUAUCUCAAAGACCCCUCCAGCUGUUUCCAAAACUCCUCAUACCCAAGGUGGUACAAGGAGACCUCAAACUUUAGAGAUCAAAACCACAAGAAUACGAUCUACCAGUCUUGAGUCAAGAGAGCCAAGGGGAGACCACAGUUCUUGCUUGCAAACCUGUACUUCUCGAACCGACUGCAUAGGAGCUCCACAAUACAAAAAGCUUCAGAGACGAUACAGCAUUGGAGAGCUAGACAAUAGUUCAAACACACCUGUGUAUGCUGAGGUGAAACCAAAACCCAAAAGUCUGGAGAAAGAAAUGGAAAGAGUGAGGGCCACAGGAUUAAGGCUUCCCACUCCUAUAGAGCCAGUUCACACUCAGUCUCAUCAGGCAGAUAGUAAAGGGAAAAGGGGUGUCUUUUUCAUUCAAGGAGAGGAACUGCUACGUGAUACUAAAGAAGGAACUGGGGAGGUUUUGCUUACAUUGCCCAGUGAAGAUAGUGAUGACAAAGACAAAUGCUGCUCAUUUUGUUUCUGUUAUAGGAAGUGUGAAGCCACAGAUGAAAGCAGUGAGAAAGAUGAACUCUCAUAUUCCAUACCUCUACAGGUCCUUCCAGGAAUGGAGAUAGACUCGCGCACAUUUCCUGUUGUAAGCAAAACACUCCAGGUCUUAAAUGCAGAAGAUUGCAGUGGGGAAGAAGAGGUUGAAGAGGAAGAAGAAGAGGAACCACAGACACAAGACAUUGACCUAAGAACCUGUGGCACACUGGAAGGGAGUCUUGCACGUGUACAGGCUCUGCAAGGGAAAAGUUUCAGUUUACCUGACGGUUUUCUAAAUGCUCAGCUGGAUGCCAAUGAGUUGCUAGCUAUCCUUCGACAGUGUGCCAGCAGCCCACAGGCUGACGGCGAAGCUCGUCUUCAGUCUUCACGGAUUGCAGAGUACAAACAGGAACUGGCUGUGCGGUUCAAAGAGUUCAGGGCAUCAUGUCGACGAGUGGCAAGUGUUGAAAAAAGCCCAACACGAAUGCUUGCUGUUGUUUCAGACAGCUUCCAGGUGUUAUGUGAACUAACUCAGACCUUCAUCAAACUGGUCAGAGGAGUCCGCUCAGACGCCCAAAGGCUACAGCUGUUGAGGAAAGUUGAGGAAGUUGCUAUCAACUACACUUUACUACUUCGUGCAGCGGAAGAGUCCAUGGGACACUCAAGCAGUUUGCCAACAAAGACAAUGAGCCCUCAAAUUUGCUCCAAUACCAAUAACAUGAGCUCACUUACACGACCCAUCAAAACUCUGCCUGCACAGUAGGAAUGAAUCUGGCAGGAACAUGGGUGGCUACUUUAGCCAAAUUCAUUAUUUAUUUAGCUUUUACAAUUUUUACUAAAUCUGCAAUGAAUCAUUCAAUUGCAAUGCAACUCUUUCAUCCCAUGUUUACAGGCCCUGAGGUAGCCUUGUUUUGAAAACAGUGAUACACCAAACUAAUGCACAAUGGAGCAAGACCUCUACAGCAGGCUGGGUGAUACAGGGCUAAUCACCUCAUAUGAAUAUU
Molecule: messenger RNA, 5922 nt
Organism: Gambusia affinis (western mosquitofish)
Lineage: Eukaryota; Metazoa; Chordata; Actinopteri; Cyprinodontiformes; Poeciliidae
Gene: frmpd3
Product: FERM and PDZ domain containing 3
Exons: 18
Coding region: 495-5681 (1728 amino acids)
Cellular component (GO): cytoskeleton
Molecular function (GO): protein binding
Source: RefSeq, a predicted model, not a curated record